AAGCCCUUUGGCUCUAAUCUAGGCAGAAAAAGAAACCCGUAAACCAAGUCACUCAACCGCCAGGCGGAAACGCCUGGAGAGGAGCCAGAGAGCCGCAGGAUCCUAAAUCGCAGUGAGAUAUGCCCCGUAAAUCUGAGAAACCCUGUUGUUACGCACGCUAAAAGAUGAGCAAUUUGGCCAACUCACACUUAGUCUAGACUCCAAAUCUCUCCUACUUUCUUCCACCAUCACUCUAAGAUUGUUUCAGUUGUUGCAAGACUGAAGACUCUACCUUCCGAACUGCCUAUGAAACCUGGAAUAGAGGGGCAAGGAUCCUUCAGGUACCCUACAGACGUCAAAAAGCUGAAUUUCACUAAAUUAAGACAAUGACCCAAGAAGGAAAGGAAAACCGAAAGUAGGAACCACUUAGCGCUGCUCAUGAUCCCACCCGGACUCAUUUUUUUCCAGUUGACAGGAAGUGGAGGACUAUCUAACCCCACUUACCGGAAGUACCUUUUCAGGAGCACUUUGCUGUUCUUGAAGCUCAGCUUUCCAUCUCUCCGCGCGACACUGGCAACAACAUGCUCUGAUUCAGCGUGUCCACUUAUGAUAGCUAUAAAAAUACAUUCAUCAGAACUGCCUGGCAUCUUCCUGAGCAAGAUUUCAUUAGGUUUCAGUAUGCUUCACUUCAUCCAGAAGUUUUCUCAAGCAUCUUCAAAGAUGCUGAAGCACUCUUUCACAGUUGGACUAGGAGCCAACAGAAUAGAAACACUUUCUCUCAAGGCAUGUCUCCAAGAGAACUUUUCACCUUUGUUUUUAAGGCCUAGGCCUUUCUCAUCAUUUCCAGUGUGUAUGAGCAAGACACAAUACUACCAUACUUCCCCAAGCAGCUUUAAGAAGAAGCAGAAGGAAGAAGUGCUUCCAGCCAGGCCACCGAAAACUAUCACAUUCCUGCCUGACAGCCCAAAGCCAGCAUUAUACAUCUCUCUGGCCGGACUAAUCCCCUUCCUUGCUCCACCAUUGAUCAUGGUGAUGACAAAGACUUACAUCCCCGCAUUAGCUUUUACUCAGAUGGCUUAUGGAGCCAGUUACCUAUCGUUCUUGGGAGGAAUCAGAUGGGGUUUUGUUCUGCCAGAAGGUAGUCCAGCCAAACCAGAUUACCUCAAUUUAGCUAGUAGUACAGCUCCUGUCCUGUUUUCAUGGUUUGCCUUCCUUUCUUCUGAAAGGCUCAGUGAAGCUAUAGUCACAGUAAUAAUAGGUUUGGGGAUAGCAUUACAUAAUGAAUUUUUCCUUUUGCCAGAUUAUCCCAAAUGGUUCAAAGCCCUGAGGAUAGUAGUCACUUUGGUGGCCUUUUUAUCAUUUGUAAUCACUUUAUUACUUAAAAAUAUUUAUCCAGAGAAAGGACCACAGAGACCUGGUCAAGUAGAAUAAAUAUAAAACUACUCGGUAGAUGUUAGCACGAUGGCUACAGCCUUGUAAGGUUGUUUUAUAUAUCCUUUUUCUUCUACUACCGUUUAGCUCUUUGUUUCCCACUAAUGGUAAUUUAGUCAUAUUUUUUCACUUCUAAAAAAAUCUAUUUCAUAGGAAUUAUAUGAUCAACAGCUUGAAAAUCCCUAACAAAUCGUUUUUCUGUUAUAUUAGGUUAAAGUUCUCAUUUAGUCAGGAAUUAUUGGGGGGGGGGGAGUAAAAUUAAAAGCAAAAAUGAAAAAAAUCCCUUUUGCUAGAGCCUAAGAUCAUUGAAAAACACACAUACUCUCCCAUUUCAAGAGGAAAACUUCAGCCCAUGAAUGUCUGAAAAUAAGUGUUCCAGGGUAGAGUUUUCAUUGCAGCUGCCCUGGGGAUUGCAUUCCCAAGCUCAUUUUACCUGGUAUAACCUAGUUAUAUGAGCUGAGAGGAUCUGUGGCUCUAAAGUCAUUUGGGAGUAGUGUCACAAGGGGAAGUCAUGUUUAAAGAGAAUCUGGACACUUUCCUAGUUUUUAUCAGAAUAUUUGGCAGAGUAUAGCCGUAACUUACUAUCAAGUAGAACACCAGCAGAUCAAAAUUAUUUAAAUGAUAAAGCUGUUAGUACAUAAAAUUAGGAAAAAGCAAGCUGGAGCCAUCUUGAUAUUCUAAUGAAUAGGGCUAUCUAAUGUUACAUGUUAACUCCCAGAAAGCUUUUUUAAAAUAGCAAAAACAUCACCUUCAGAUUCUAAUUUGAAAACCUUGUCUUUUGGGUUUUUUAGUCUCACAAAAAAGGAAUUUAUGUAAGAAUAUAAAUAAGGAAAUGAUUUCA
This is a messenger RNA of Pipistrellus kuhlii (Kuhl's pipistrelle), 2251 nucleotides long. It is a transcript of the gene TMEM69, whose product is annotated as transmembrane protein 69. NCBI's taxonomy places the organism in Eukaryota, Metazoa, Chordata, Mammalia, Chiroptera, Vespertilionidae. The transcript is spliced from 5 exons. Bases 418 to 1410 code for a protein of 330 amino acids. The record is from RefSeq and is a predicted model, not a curated record.